AUGGCCUUUCUUUGGGUUGUCCUUGGCUUUCUCCUCUUUGGUAGCAGCUCCAGCUGCGGAGUCCUCGCCAUCCACCCCGAGCUGAGUGGCCUGUCCCGGAUCGUCAGUGGGGAGGACGCUGUCCCCAGCUCCUGGCCCUGGCAGGUGUCCUUGCAGACUGACUCCUGCUUACACUUCUGCGGGGGCUCGCUCAUCAACCAGCACUGGGUGCUCACUGUCGCCCACUGCAGGGUCAGGAAGAGCCACCAUGUGGUGGCUGGGGUGUCUGAUCAUGGCUCUGAUGACGAGGCUGUCCAGGCACUGAGGAUCGCGGAGGGACCGCCAGGCGGGCAGGCUGGGGUUUUUGAACACCCGCUGUGGGACAGGAUUAUGGACAGCAACGACAUCGCCCUGCUGAAGCUGGCCACGCCGGCCGGCCGGCUCUCCAGCACCGUGUCCCCCGUGUGCCUGCCCAGCGCCAGCACCAGCUUCCCCGCGGGCUCCGUCUGCGCCACCACGGGCUGCGGCAAGACCCAGUGCGGCUCCAACAAGACCCCCGACAAGCUGCAGCAGGCGGCCCUGCCCCUCCUGUCCAACGCCGAGUGCCAGAAGUUCUGGGGCAGCAAGAUCACCGAUGUGAUGAUCUGCGCCGGCGCCAGCGGGGUCUCCUCCUGCAAGGGCGACUCUGGUGGCCCCCUGGUCUGCCAGAAAGACGGAGUGACCCUGGUGGGCAUCGUGUCCUGGGGCAGUAGCUGGUGCCACCCAUUCUCACCAGGGGUGUACAACAUCACCGAGUUCAUUCCCUGGGUUCUCGAGGUUCUAGAGAACCCCCGCCCCACCCCCCACUUCUGCAGAACCCAAAUAAAACCCUGA
Neomonachus schauinslandi (Hawaiian monk seal) is the source of this 852-nucleotide messenger RNA. Its product is annotated as chymotrypsinogen B-like. Lineage: Eukaryota; Metazoa; Chordata; Mammalia; Carnivora; Phocidae. The record is from RefSeq and is a predicted model, not a curated record. Gene Ontology annotation, biological process: proteolysis. Gene Ontology annotation, molecular function: serine-type endopeptidase activity.